GGACAGAGGUUGGGUUUCGGGAAUACCGACGCCGAGAUAACGACGGUGACGGAGAACUGAGGAAGACGACCACCGACCACCGACCACCGCCUUGGUUUAAACGCAUCGUUUUGCCAGAUGAGCUACCAACAUUGAUUCACUUCCCUCACGGUGCCAUCUCUCCUGCGACAGAUUUUUUUUUUUUUUUUCUGCUAUGAGUUCCUUCAAGCCCUCUCCCUACGCCAGACGGAGUGAUGUGGAGUCCGGCAACUGCAAUUCCGACGACCCCGAGGAGGACGACUCAUCUAAUCCUUUUGAGAUUCAUACCACUAAGCAUGCUUCUGUUGACAGACUCCGCCGCUGGAGACAAGCUGCACUAGUGUUAAAUGCUUCUCGUCGAUUUCGGUAUACCUUAGACUUGAAAAAGGAAGAAGAGAAGAAAGAAGCUUUGAGAAAGAUUAGAGCACAUGCACAAGCCAUACGAGCUGCAUAUCUCUUUAAAGAGGCUGGGAAUCGUCUAUCAGGUCCUAGGCCUACAGCAUCUGCAGCUCCAAAUGGUGAUUUUUCUGUUGGGCAAGAUCAACUGGCUGUGUUGGUAAAGGAUCGAAAUGUUGGCACUCUGGAGCAGUAUGGAGGGGUUAAAGGGGUAGCAGAUAUGUUGCAAUCAAACUUAGAGAAGGGGAUAGUUGGUGAUGAUUCUGAUUUACUGAAACGGAGAAACACAUAUGGUUCAAACACGUAUCCUCAGAAACCGGGAAGGAGUUUUUGGAGGUUUCUCUGGGAAGCUUGGCAAGAUCUUACGUUGAUCAUAUUGAUGAUAGCUGCUGUUGCUUCGUUAGUGCUAGGCAUAAAGACUGAGGGUAUCAAGGAAGGCUGGUAUGAUGGUGGAAGCAUUGCUUUUGCAGUUAUUCUUGUCAUUGUUGUAACAGCUAUUAGUGACUAUCGGCAAUCUCUUCAAUUUCAGAAUUUGAAUAAGGAGAAGAGGAACAUACAAGUGGAGGUUGUUAGAGGUGGUCGUCGAAUUGAGGUCUCAAUUUAUGACAUUGUUGUUGGUGAUGUUAUACCACUCAAUAUUGGUGAUCAGGUCCCUGCUGAUGGCAUCUUAAUUUCUGGACACUCACUUGCCAUUGAUGAAUCAAGCAUGACUGGAGAGAGCAAGAUUGUUCAAAAGCAUGGUAAGGAACCUUUUCUGAUGUCUGGAUGCAAAGUAGCUGAUGGUAGUGGCAGCAUGCUGGUUACAAGUGUUGGAGUUAAUACUGAAUGGGGUUUGCUUAUGGCAAGUAUUUCUGAAGACAAUGGCGAGGAAACUCCUUUGCAGGUGCGUUUAAAUGGUGUGGCAACUUUAAUUGGUAUUGUUGGACUCACAGUAGCCCUUGCUGUUUUGAUUGUGCUCCUCACAAGGUAUUUCACUGGUCACACCAAAAAUCCAGAUGGAAGUCGUCAGUUUAUUGCAGGCCAGACAAAAGUUGGCCGUGCCGUAGAUGGAGCCAUCAAAAUUGUCACUAUUGCGGUGACCAUUGUUGUGGUUGCUGUGCCCGAAGGGCUUCCACUAGCUGUUACCUUAACUCUUGCUUACUCAAUGAGAAAGAUGAUGGCAGACAAGGCAUUGGUGCGGAGGCUAUCAGCAUGUGAGACGAUGGGGUCUGCUACGACUAUUUGUAGUGAUAAGACUGGAACCUUAACUUUAAAUCAGAUGACCAUUGUUGAGGCUUAUGUUGGAGGGAAGAAGAUUGAUCCGCCAGAGAAGAAGUCAGAGUUGUCUCCCAUGAUACACUCCAUACUUGUUGAAGGCAUUGCUCUAAACUCAAAUGGUAGUGUAUAUGUACCUGAGAGUGGUGGAGAGGUAGAGGUUACAGGUUCACCUACAGAAAAGGCUAUUCUUAAUUGGGGUAUCAAGCUGGGAAUGAACUUUCAAGCACUUAGAUCAGAAUCUGCAAUUCUUCAUGUUUUCCCCUUCAGUUCAGACAAAAAACGUGGUGGUGUUGCAGGUCAACGGGAUAAUCAAGUUCAUAUACACUGGAAAGGUGCUGCUGAGAUAGUCUUGGCAUCAUGCACACGGUUUAUUGAACAUGAUCACUCUGUCCAACUAGAUGAAGAUAAGAUGAAGUAUUUUAAGAGAGCUAUUGAGGAUAUGGCUUCACGUAGUUUACGUUGUGUUGCAAUUGCAUAUAGAUCUUUUGAACCUGAGAAUGUUCCUGAUGGUGAAGAACAAUUGAGUAAGUGGGCUCUACCAGAAGAUGACCUUGCUUUGUUGGCUAUAGUUGGUUUAAAGGACCCCUGUCGACCAGGAGUAAAGGAUGCAGUACGACUUUGUCAAAAGGCUGGUGUUAAGGUGCGCAUGGUCACUGGUGAUAAUGUGCAAACUGCUAGAGCUAUUGCGUUGGAAUGUGGAAUACUUGGUUCAGAUUCAGAUGCUACUGAACCAAAUCUUAUUGAAGGAAAAGUAUUCCGUGCCUUAUCUGAUGCCCAAAGAGAAGAGGUCGCUGAGAAAAUAUCAGUGAUGGGUCGAUCCUCUCCCAAUGAUAAGCUUCUCCUUGUGCAAGCGUUGAGAAAGAGAGGACAUGUAGUUGCUGUAACUGGAGAUGGUACAAAUGAUGCUCCUGCAUUACACGAGGCAGAUAUUGGUCUUGCAAUGGGCAUUCAGGGGACAGAAGUUGCCAAAGAAAGCUCAGAUAUUAUUAUUUUAGAUGACAACUUUGCUUCAGUUGUGAAGGUUGUACGGUGGGGCCGAUCAGUAUAUGCAAAUAUUCAGAAAUUCAUCCAGUUUCAGCUUACGGUUAAUGUUGCAGCACUUAUUAUCAAUGUGGUGGCAGCAAUAUCCUCCGGUGAUGUCCCACUAAAUGCUGUGCAGCUUUUGUGGGUUAAUCUUAUUAUGGACACUCUUGGAGCAUUAGCGUUGGCUACUGAACCACCAACCAAUCACCUCAUGGACAGGUCACCAGUUGGUAGAAGAGAACCUCUUAUAACAAAUAUCAUGUGGAGGAAUCUGCUAAUACAGGCAUUUUAUCAAGUCUCUGUAUUGCUUGUCCUCAAUUUUCGUGGUCGGAGUUUGCUUCAUUUGAACCACUCCAAUAUAGAAGCUGUCAAAGUGAAGAAUACGUUGAUUUUCAAUGCAUUUGUGCUUUGUCAAAUUUUCAACGAGUUUAAUGCUCGAAAACCUGAUGAGAAGAAUAUAUUCAAAGGAGUCACUAAAAAUUACCUCUUUAUUGGGAUCAUUGCAAUUACUGUUGUGCUCCAGGUGAUAAUAAUCGAGUUUCUUGGAAAAUUCACAUCCACGGUCAGGCUAAAUUGGAAAUAUUGGAUUAUUUCAAUAAUCAUUGGUGUUAUCAGUUGGCCUCUAGCCCUCCUUGGAAAAUUUAUACCUGUUCCUGAAACGCCCUUCCAUGUGCUGAUUAUCAGAAUGUUCCGUAAACGACAACCUAGAGGUGGUUAACUGUAAAUUUCACUGGAUUUGCACUGCAGCAUUGGCUUUUCUUUUUCAAAUUAUUAUAGGAUAGCAGUUUUUAGGACCUGAGCAACACUGACCUUGACGCCAUGAUGGAGAGUAUUUUGUGGAAAUUGGUUUUUUUGUGCUUCUAAAGAGCAAUCGUUCUGAGGGAUUGUAUAGAGAUUCUUCAGAAAGUCGUUUGCUUGACUAACUUGUGGCUAACCCAAUACGUGAAUGGUGGGUGGCAAGAGAAUCAUCUCCUGUCGUUGUAUUUUAUAAGUAACUUUGUGAUUUGGGUUUGGUUGUUUAUGCUUUGAAGAUUGUGUUUGAUGUGAAGUACACGGAAUGAUACUAAAAUUAUACAGGCAUCCUUUGAGAUUAUCGUCUUGAA
Cucurbita maxima (winter squash) is the source of this 3797-nucleotide messenger RNA. RefSeq names its product calcium-transporting ATPase 10, plasma membrane-type-like. The coding region runs from base 194 to 3412 and encodes 1072 amino acids. The transcript has 34 exons. Gene Ontology annotation, biological process: calcium ion transmembrane transport. Lineage: Eukaryota; Viridiplantae; Streptophyta; Magnoliopsida; Cucurbitales; Cucurbitaceae. Gene Ontology annotation, molecular function: ATP binding; calmodulin binding; ATP hydrolysis activity. Gene Ontology annotation, cellular component: intracellular membrane-bounded organelle; membrane. The record is from RefSeq and is a predicted model, not a curated record.